AUGGAGCGCUGCAAGCGCGGCCGUGGCCAGCAGUCACAACAAGGUGCUCAUCGCCUGGGCGGCAGGUUGGGUCAACUACCUCUCCGACUUCAGGAGACGGAGAUGUGUCCAUACUGCCAGACCGAGUGGCUUCAGGAUUCGACUUGGCAGUCCCAAGCGAAGUACAACAGCACGGAGUUCUCCGGCAGCAGAACCGACGCCUCCAUCCCCUCAGCAGGCGGUCCCGUGGAUCCGAACCUCGUCUACGCCCUGGACACGAGCACCGUGCUGGGGGAGGGGUUGAAGCGGGCGGCCGCGUCCUUGCAGAGGAAGGCGGAGGCGGAGGCGGGGGGAAUGGUUAACUGGCUCUUCGUGUACUUCUACGGCGCCAGCGGGGAGGACGACUGUCUGGAGUACGAGGCAUACGUGAAGACCCUGGGCAACGUCAGUACGUCGAUGACGGGCCUGUACUUGAACAGCACUGUUUGGACCCCCCGCGGGGUAACGACCAUCAGUCUGGACGUGGUGGUGGCCUGCCCAAGCCCCGCCUACCUGGGCCAGAUCUUUACCCAGCUCACGGCGGCCCAGAUCGUCUACAAGGCCCUGCUGCUUACGAGACCAUCAGGUGCUUGGAAGAUCUAUCGUUUUGGCUCUCCUAUCGUGAAUUACAUCGUCGAGCCUCUUCUCGUGCCUACGGUGCUGCCAACGGCCACAGACGCCAUCUUCACAGACUACGACACCUUCGCAGCGCAGCUGAGCGUGCCGACCACGGCGGCGCUACAGGUGGCCGCCGUGACGUCCCAGCUCACGCAGGCCUGGCAGACUGGGGCGCGUGGGGCGCAGCUGGUGCAAACCAUGAGGAGACUCGAACUUUGA
Messenger RNA from Effrenium voratum, 855 nucleotides. NCBI's taxonomy places the organism in Eukaryota, Dinophyceae, Suessiales, Symbiodiniaceae. The record is from the annotation of a GenBank genome assembly.